Oryctolagus cuniculus (rabbit) is the source of this 2424-nucleotide messenger RNA. NCBI's taxonomy places the organism in Eukaryota, Metazoa, Chordata, Mammalia, Lagomorpha, Leporidae. The record is from RefSeq and is a predicted model, not a curated record.
GCCCGCCGCCCGCCGCGGCCCCGGAGGCCCGGCCCGGAGCCGCGAGCCCCGGCGCCGCCAGCCCGGCUCCCGAUCUCCCCUUUCUUUCUCCUCGCCGCCCCGGUGCGCCGGCCCGGGAGCAGGAACACGGAUAUUUUCAACAGGAAAGUCGACAGCCCCAUAAGCGCCGAGUCUGCGCAGCAGGCGGCCGAAUGCGUGUCUUUUUUGCCCUAAAUGAAAUGUGCGUUCUUCUAAAUUUAGCGCCAUCGCGUUUGAACAAUUGCGGCCUCGCGGAGCUAUUCCUGGUGUUUUCUCCGGGGCUGCGUGCACAUCCAAGUUCAAGGCCGCCUGCUGUAGUUUCACGGCGCACGCCCUCGGAGACCUUUGAUAAGGCUGUAUUUUUAGGAAGGCAUUUCGCUGCGCCUCCCUCUAGCUGGAGGACACUUGGGGAGCCGCCGGCCCCCGGCCCCGGCGUUCGUAAAUACCACCAGCUAAGGAGGUCAGAAGUGUGUGUUUCCCGUCGUGUGCUCGCCCCCCCGGCCGGAUGUGAUUUAUGGGGAACAGAUAUAGAUCACCCAGAAGUCUCUCGGCGUCCCCCAGGCGAGCCCCCACCCCCACCCCCCGACCGACGGACCCCCCGGGAACACGAGGACGGCGCUGGAUGGCUUUUAAGCCCCCGUCUCCAGGGAGCCUGAGCACACUGGGGGAGUAACCGCCGCGUGCCGACGGUGAGGCAGCCUUGGAUGCAGCUAAGGACAAUGCAGACCAUCAAGAAGGAGCAGGCAUCCCUGGACCCCAGCGGCCCCGGGGACAAGAUGAUGGCGCUUCACCCCGCCACGCUGACCGAAGUGCCUUCGGAGGAGUUGGCCGCCGGCGAGGAGCUGCUGCUGGGCGAAGGCAGCGUGGGCAAGAGCAAGUCGUCGGCGUGCCGGCGGAAGCGCGAGUUUAUUCCCGACGACAAGAAGGAUGCCAUGUACUGGGAGAAGAGGCGCAAGAACAACGAGGCGGCCAAGAGGUCCCGCGAGAAGCGGCGGCUCAACGACCUGGUCUUGGAGAACAAGCUCAUCGCGCUGGGCGAGGAGAACGCCACGCUGAAGGCCGAGCUGCUGUCGCUGAAGCUCAAGUUCGGCCUCAUCAGCGCCGCGGCGUACGCGCAGGAGAUCCAGAAGCUGAGCAGUUCCAGCGCCGUGUAUUUUCAGGAGUACGCGGCCGCCAAGGCCGGCGCGAGCGCCUUUGCAGAGGAGCAGGACCCCGCGGGGGCAGCGGCGGCGGCGGCGGCGGCGGCAGCAGGUGCAGGCAGCUGCAUCUCGGUCAUCAAACACUCCCCGCAGAGCUCGCUGUCCGACCUGUCGGAGGCGUCCCCCGGGGAGCACACGCAGGGCAGCCCCGCGCCGCAGGACAAGUUCCAGGCCAUCAAGCAAGAGCCCGUGGAACUCGAAAGCUACGCCCGUGAGCCCCGGGACGACCGGGGCCCCUACGCCGUGUCCAUCUUCCAGAACUACAUGGGGGGCUCGUUCCCCGGCUACUCCCCUCCGCUGCUGCAGGCCAACCGCUCCUCUAGUAACUCCCCGCGGACGUCCGAGACCGACGACGGCGUGGUGGGGAAGGCGUCCGACGGCGAGGACGAGCAGCAGGUGCCCAAGGGCCCCAUCCACUCCCCGGUGGAGCUCCCGCGAGUGCACGCGGCCAUGGUCAAGGUCCCCGAGGUGAACUCCGCGCUGCCACACAAGCUGCGCAUCAAAGCCAAAGCCAUGCAGAUCAAAGUGGAAGCCUUGGACAACGACUUCGAGGCCGCGCACAAACUGUCCUCACCCGUGGACGUGGCACCCAGAAGACACUUGGACCUGGACAAGCACGCGGCCCCGGGCGUGGUGCAUUCCUCCGCUCUCACUCCUUUCUCGGUGCAGGUGACAAACAUCCAGGAUUGGUCUCUCAAAGCCGAGCACUGGCACCCGAAAGAACUGAGCGGCAAAACCCAGAACGGUUUCAAGACAGAAGUGGUGGAAAUUAAAGACGAUGGCUAUAAGGUCUCGGACCCAGAGAAUUUGUACCUGAAGCAGGGCAUAGCAAACUUAUCCGCAGAGGUUGUCUCGCUCAAGAGACUUAUAGCGGCACAGCCCAUCUCGGCUUCGGACUCUCGGUAAGCGGCUGCCAAGGAGGAGCGGGGCGCCGCGGGGGCAACCUCGCGGCAGUAGCCCCGUACGUUUUUGUAUUAUGCCGAGUCUCCACUGGACCUGUGAUGUCAUUUCACUGUAACGUGCACAUGUUGUCUGUCUGGUGUCUCUUCUGUGCACACACCAUGAUGAAGAUUAGAUUGUGUUCCCGCUCUGCCUUGUGUAUAGACGGUCCAUACAAAGGCUGUAUAUAUUGAACAUUAUUUUUGUUGUUCUGUUAUAAAGCGUGGAAGUUACCGGUUUCAAUAAAGGAUUGGUGACAAACACAAAA